Molecule: messenger RNA, 1212 nt
Organism: Hordeum vulgare subsp. vulgare (domesticated barley)
Lineage: Eukaryota; Viridiplantae; Streptophyta; Magnoliopsida; Poales; Poaceae
Exons: 4
Coding region: 90-1004 (304 amino acids)
Source: RefSeq, a predicted model, not a curated record
AGCAACAGUCAAUAGUUCAACUUCAACGCAACGCAGCACAGGCAACGUUGGUUGAACAAGGAGCUGAGCUGAGCUGACCGAGUCCAGCAAUGGCGGCGAGGGCUGCAGGUGCCGGCGGGCUUCUCGGAGCGACCACCGCCAAGGGCAGCCGUCUGCCGUCGUCGUCUCUAGCGGCGGCCUCCGGCAGCCGGCCGUCGUGCCGCAUCCCGUCUCUCAAGUUCCCCUUCCUCUGGGACACGAAGGCGAGGCACGGGAAGAUCGGCCGCGCCGCGGAGCAAAGGGCGGCGCUGAUCACCUUGGGGGCAGCCACCGCCAGCACCGAGGAGGAGAAGCUGCGGGGGCUUGGCCUGCCAGGAGAAGCGGACAGCGUGGAACUCCUGCUUCCUCUGGCGUACGAGGUGACCAGGAGGCUCCUGCUCAGGCAGCUCGGGGAGACGUGGCUGGCCCUGACGCGGCCAUGCUGGGCCAAGGUCGUCGAGGCCGUCGUCCACCGGGGUAUCGUGAGAUGCCAGUCGUUCACGCUGAUCGGCGUGGCAGGAUCGCUCCUCGGUUCAGUCCCAUGUUUUCUCGAGGGUUGUGGCAUUGUUGUUCAGUCGUUCGCCUUGCAGUUCCGCGCCAUGUCCCACAUAGUAGAUCCAGCCGAGAUCAUCAAACUGCUCAUCGAAGCAUUAGACAUGUUCCUGAUCGGCACUGCCCUGCUGACGUUCGCCAUGGGGAUGUACGGCAUGUUCUACGGCUCGCAGCGCGUCCAGGAGCCCAUCUACGAGAGGCUGAAGAAAGGGGCGAGGAUCCGGUCGGUGACGCAGGCCAAGUCGAGGUUCGGCCACGCCGUGAUCCUGCUGCUCCAGGCAGGCGUCCUGGAGAAGUUCAAGAGCGUGCCGCUCGUCACCGGCCUCGACAUGGCCUGCUUCGCCGGGGCGGUGCUCGCCUCCUCAGCCGGCGUCUUCAUGCUGUCCAAGCUCUCGGCGCAUCCGCAGACAUGCAAGCAAGCCUCCUUCGCCUGAACGCCGCAUAACAUGCAUUAUUCAUUUGUUCUUUCGAGUUAGCACUUAGCAAAGCAAGAAAUAGUAGUAGUAGUAGUAGAAAAGCCAAAACCUGUGAAGAUCUUGUGCCUUUUCCUCUUUUGUCUCACUACAUGUAGCGGUUUAAUUUGUACUGUACUAGCUUGAGCGCGAUGUCAAUAAAGCUUCUCGGGGUAGAAAGAAAGAAAAA